UUUCCUUCUUGCUCUAAGGCAGCCUGGCAGGGCUCUUGGCAGCCAUGUGAGGCUCAAUGAGUCCAAGAAGGGAAAUAUUGUUGCAUGUUUCAGGACGUGUUUUUCCUUUUUCCUUUUUUUUUCGGCCUGUAUGUUUGAUGAACGUGAGAAAGAAAAUGUUUUCCACCCUUUUAGACAGUCGCUUGUUUGUCUGGAGUCUGCUAAUGUUGUAUUUUACAUGCUACAAAUUGAGCCCAGUUGUACAAGGAAUUUUAUUUUAUCUAUUCUCCUCACCGCAAACAAUUUUACAAUUAGCCGCUUUAGCAUUUUAUGGCAGAAAGGCAGUGGGGCCACAAUUAUAUCUGUUUUAAACAUUACUUUUAAACAUGUAACUUACAAUUACAUGUUUCUUUAAAUAUUGUCCUCCUACUCAUUCAGCUUACCCGUUUUAGCACUAUACACCAAAAACACAUUUAUAGAAGGUUUUAUGCUAAGUCUGCUUUACCGGAAUCCAACACUGUAGAAUGUCUCGACUACAUGUAAGGGAUAAUAUAAUAUGGAUUUCGUUUCUGCACCACUUUUUACUCUUUCUUUUGUGACUCCCCCUCGAAACUGAAAGAAAAUAAACUCUGUUUAUCUCUCAAUUCUGACUUUUCUUCCUCAGAAUUGCGCUAAACAAAAUCUGAUUUGAGAGAUAAAAAGGACUUAAGUACCUUUAUUAUUAUUAUUAUUAUUAUAUUUUAUUUUUUAUAUAUUUUUUUUUUAUUCUGUAGUAGAAACAGGCUUCUAUAAUAUAAAGUGAGUCGUAAUCGCAAAUUUUAUUUUGCUGUGAUAACUGACAGACUGUACAUUGUUACUGAUGGACAUUAAAUAUCGAUUUUUGGGUUUCAGUUAUUUUAUAAUCUUAACUGUGUAUUAUCCUUAAAUUUCUGCUAAGAAAAAAAGAUGGAACAAGUAAUAUUAAUAAUUAACAAGAAAUAAUAAAAGUCAUUGAUACUAUAAUAUUACCAGUCAGAUUGACCAAUCAGAAGUGAAUACAGUGGACUCACUAAUUGGUCUCAAAACUAUGCAAGCAAUGAAAUGCCAGUGAUGAUGUAUAACAUUAUUGCAAUGAACAGUACUAAUGAAGCAAUUUUCCCUCUGUUUAAAAGCACAUGCAAAAGGCUAAAAUGUCCAUCUUUAAAAUCGUAAGGAUUGUAUCAAAAAUUAUUGUUCAUAAACUAUUGCAUCUGCAGCUUUUCAUUUAAAAAAUUAAAUAAGUAUUUCAAAAAAUUAUAUUUUCAUAAGAAAAAGGGUUCAUUAUCUGUCUUGAAUGGCAGUUUCUCUCUGCAGAUGAUGAGGUUGUAGGAUGUGACAGCAUCUGAAAUGUACAUUUGAGUUUAGAUAUGUGUCUCCUUUCAUUUGUUUAUGUGUAUACAGUUGUUUAUGAAAGCUUAAAGUAGUAUGUGAGCGCUUCACAAUGUUAAAAGGAAGAAAGUCAUGGGAUAGCUGGGUAUGUUUAUGCAUAAACCCUAGUAAUAAAAAAAAUCUAACAAAAUAGACCAUAAAUUCAAUAUCUUAGUUACUUAGUGAAGAAGAGGAGAGUAGUAUCCUUAACUGAAUAGAGUUGGUCACACUUACAUGUUCUCUUAAACUAAAAAGAGAAAAGAGAAAAAACAAAUUAGCAUUUGAAAGUUAUAAUUUAUAGAGAUUUUAAGAAAGAAAUGAUUUACCUGUUGAGAGUGUGUUGACAGUCUGUGUAGUUGGAUGACUGAACUACAGAAAAUCAGUAACGAGGAGCUUUGACAGUUACAGAUUUGAAAAACAAAAUAAAGAACCCUAAACUCUAACACAAAGAACCGUUUCAGCAUAAAAGGGUUCUUCAGAAGGCUAUGGUUCUAAAUAAAACCAUUACUGAAUGUAAAGAACCCUUAAAGAGCCAUCUUUUUUUAGAAAGCGUAGACUUGCAGUAUUUUGCCAAAUUCUCAAGGAAAGGCAAGGAAAAUAAACAACUGUGCAUUCAUUUAUAAAUGCUGCAGAUCACCAGAUAAAACACUCCACUGUGUAAAACAUUGCUGACAUUAGAGCUAUUUAAGGGGGCAACAAAAAAAAUGCUUUCUUAAAAAGAUAAUUCUAUUAUCUCCACCACAUGGGUAUCCUUAAUGGAAGAGGCAUUUCAUUGGGCAUGAAAUACUGCAGGAAAUAUGGUAGAUGCUACUCAGACAAUCCCAUGUGAAAUCUAGGAAUUGCUUUUUGAGGUAAAUGCCUUUGAUGCAUAUAAUUUGACACAUCUUACACAGGAUCCCUCUUUUCUUGUGACCAGAGCAAACCACUCCCUAAGCUUGAGGUUUUCCUGGUCUUGGCACUGUCUGAGUCAUAAUAAUACGUUAAAAGGCAUUCCCAUCAGCUAAGACUUUCAAAGUCUCCUUGGACGGGCCAUUUUCAGAAGCUUCUGUGGUCUGCCAAAGGGAGAUGCAGGUUUUACUCUGUCUGGUUUGUGCCUUUGGCCUUUUUGGUCAGUAUCAUCCAGCACCUUUACCACUGGAAGAUGAUGGAUCAGUGCAUCCAACAAGACCUGCUCAGAAUGACCUGUCCCUGGCAACAAAAUACCUGCAGAAAUUCUACAGUUUCCAAGCAGAUCCUACAGGCCGCAGGAGGAGGAGUCGUCCCUCAUUCUCUUCCAAACUUAAAGACAUGCAGAGCUUUUUUGGGCUGAACAGGACAGGAAGCCUGAACCCAGACACCCUCGCUGUCAUGACGACUCCUAGAUGUGGCGUCUCAGAUGUGGAGGAUUACAGUCACAAACGAGGAAACAGGUGGAAGAAAAACAUCAUCACUUACAGCGUUGGGAGAUACACCAGUGACUUACCAGUGAAUACAGUGGAUGCUCAGGUCGCGUCGGCUCUAGAUGCAUGGGCAAAGGCCAGCCCUCUCACUUUCCAGAGGUCAUAUUCACACCAGGCGGACAUCAUGGUGGAGUUUGUUGGAAACGAACAUGGCGACUCCUUCCCCUUUGAUGGUCCAGACGGCACACUGGCCCAUGCUUUUGGCCCAGGGGAAGGCAUCGGUGGGGACGUUCAUUUUGAUGAAGCUGAAGCAUGGACGGCUGGGUUCAAAGGGUUUAACCUGUAUGUGGUAGCUACACACGAGUUUGGUCAUGCACUUGGUUUGAAACACUCGCAAAACCCAGAUUCAGUGAUGUAUCCGACAUACAAAAAUAGAAAAACACAAAACCUGCUCUCCAGUGAAGAUAUAAUGAACAUCAACACACUCUAUGGGCCAAGAGACAAAAGGCCCUAUCCAUCUCCAAGAUUUAGCUGGAGCUAUCCCAGCAGCCCCUGGUAUAGUGGUUCAUAUUUCCCCGUGUCAUACAAGGACACUUGUAAUCCCGAUCUGACUUUUGAUGCUGUGACUACUGUAGGAGAAGCCAUUUUCUUCUUCAGGGACAAAUACUUGUGGAUCAAACACAAUAAUCAAAAUGAUAUAAAGGAAGGUCCCAUCAGCAAUUUCAUGCCAAAAAUUGAUUGUCAGAUCGAUGCUGCUUACUGGGUCCCCCAGCGGUCAACAGCAUAUCUGUUCAACGGGACAAAUUUCUGGACUGUGAAAGGAUCCCAAGUAAAAGGCAGAGCGAAAAACAUCAGAAAUCUGGGGUUCCCAUCAUGGGUACAGCAGAUAGAUGCUGCAGUCCACAUUCACAAAACUGUACACACCCUAUUCUUCACCCAACACCAGUACUGGAGGUAUAAUGAACACAACAAGACAAUGAAUGACUCAAGCCCACGUAACAUUUCUGAUGACUUCCCAGAAAUAAAUGGACCCAUAAGUGCAGCAAUUUAUAAAGAUGGUUCUCUUCAUUUCUUUGUUGGCUCAGAUGUGUAUAAAUAUGACGUCAAACAAAAGGAAAUUAUUGGAGCAGAUAAGACAACUUCCUGGCUUGGAUGUUAACGGACAUUCAUUAGACUAAUAGUUCCUAAAUCCAAUUCUAUUUUAAUGGUGAAUCAUGCAGCAAAAGUGGCUGUAAAGAUGGCAUUAAUUAUGUUGUACUGAAUUGUAUUUUCAGCAUGCUGUGCUUGUAUUUUUAUGUGGUAAAUGCAACUACUGUUUAAUGUCUUUAGAACAUAUUUGAAAUGCAAAUGUAUCUAAAAAGUCAGAAUGUGGUUUAAAUUCAACUUUAUGACUGUAUCAUUACUUUUAAAGAAAAAAACUUGUUUAGCAUUCAGUUCUGCACUUGCAUGACUGAGGCUAAACCGAAGUAUUUAGCCUGAAUAUGCACUAAUCAGUGUGUGUUUAUGACUGUAAUAAAAUAAGUAAUAAAAGUACUUAUGGAAAUCCUUUUCAUGCAAAAUGAAUAUUUCAGAAUAUACCAAAUGAACAAAAUCUUAAAUCAUUUACAACAAAUCAUGACACAAUCAUAAUCCUCUUCACCCACUAAGACUCCUGAUGCAAAACUAGACAUGAUCUCAUUUUGUGGACGACAAAAGCCACUAAAUGCCUGACAAUAAAUUCUUGUUUUGAGGGCCUGGGUCCCACGUGAUUUCUUACUGUCUUAAGGUACGCAUGAGUUGUAUAAGACACAGACGACAUAAAAAGAAGAACAUAAAUGUGCCAUAGUCGAAAUGAGCUUGUUGUGGCCUUGGAUCUUUUUGUGUUGGAUGGUGAAUAUGGACAGAGGAUAUCCAACAUGCUGAGGUUUGUCUGCCAUUAUGUGUUUCUCUAGGCUUCAUAUCCAACAUAUA
Molecule: messenger RNA, 4694 nt
Organism: Cyprinus carpio (common carp)
Lineage: Eukaryota; Metazoa; Chordata; Actinopteri; Cypriniformes; Cyprinidae
Gene: mmp20b
Product: matrix metallopeptidase 20b (enamelysin)
Biological process (GO): amelogenesis; proteolysis; collagen catabolic process
Cellular component (GO): extracellular matrix
Molecular function (GO): zinc ion binding; metalloendopeptidase activity
Source: RefSeq, a predicted model, not a curated record